Messenger RNA from Alosa alosa (allis shad), 813 nucleotides. RefSeq names its product tumor necrosis factor ligand superfamily member 11-like. NCBI's taxonomy places the organism in Eukaryota, Metazoa, Chordata, Actinopteri, Clupeiformes, Clupeidae. The record is from RefSeq and is a predicted model, not a curated record. The transcript has 4 exons. Gene Ontology annotation, molecular function: tumor necrosis factor receptor binding. Gene Ontology annotation, biological process: immune response. Gene Ontology annotation, cellular component: membrane. Bases 1 to 813 code for a protein of 270 amino acids.
AUGGAAAACGUGCCCAUCUACAGGUGCUGCUUUGGAAAGCAGCAGACCGCCCUGAUCCACCGGCUGUGGAUAUCACCGCGUUUGGAUGGAGUAAGAAGACAGGCAAAUUCGCCGGCAUCUGUUCCCAAAGUCAUCAUCUUGGUGGGAUUGCUACAAGUUGUGACUUGCGUCGUAGUUGUAUUACAUCUAACGGGACACAUUCAGACACAUGGGGCUGACAAAAGCCCUGCCCAAGCGGAGUCUUUUGUAGAGCUCCAUCAAAAGCAGCAACUCAGAUCUCUCAAGAGAUCUAGAAAUAGGACCCCAGUAGCUCAUCUACCGAUAAAUCCAUCAAGCACACACACACAGAGAGAGGUGCGGGCCACCUUGAUCUACUGGAACGCUGAACAGGGAUUCCUCUUCCAGUUCAGAUACCAUGACGGGCGGAUCCUGGUUCAAAAACCAGGCCUGUACUACGUCUACACCAAAACCUGUUUCCGUUACUACGACGAGCUGGAGCCAGGCCUCACGUCCCACCUGCGGGGAUAUCCCUCGGACCGUCGUCUGGCGGCCACUUCCAGCCCUGUCCAGCUGAUCCAGUAUGUCUUCCAUGAGCGGCCCAGUCAUGGCGCCCCCGUCAGGCCAACGGUGAUCAUGAAAAGUGGGAGUACACAGCACUGGAGGGUCGGGGGUUACCACAUGUACUGCCAGCAGCAGGGCCGCACUGUCGCACUGAGGACUGGAGAUGGCCUGUUUGUCCGGGUGUCCAACUCCUGGAUGCUCGAUCCUGAGGCAGAGGGGAGUUACUUUGGGGUCUUUAGGGUAAGCCAUUGA